Candidozyma haemuli is the source of this 1251-nucleotide messenger RNA. RefSeq lists its product as uncharacterized. The coding region runs from base 1 to 1251 and encodes 416 amino acids. NCBI's taxonomy places the organism in Eukaryota, Fungi, Ascomycota, Pichiomycetes, Serinales, Metschnikowiaceae. The record is from RefSeq and is a predicted model, not a curated record. Gene Ontology annotation, molecular function: magnesium ion transmembrane transporter activity. Gene Ontology annotation, biological process: magnesium ion transport. Gene Ontology annotation, cellular component: membrane. The transcript has a single exon.
AUGACAACUACUUCAGUGGUAUGGGGCUGUACGGCUGCGGUCGUUCUGUCAGCAAUCCAAUCCUUGGGCAUUACCCUCCAGAGGAAAUCUCAUGUUAUACCUAUUAUACUUGACCAUAGGGAAGAUGUCGAGUUGGACCACACCGUACUGGACGAUGGCCAUACAAAUGGUAGUAUACCGCUAGAGAAUCGUGGAUCCACUGUCUCACAUCAUGCUCAUGACUACGAAGCAAACAGACAUACUCAUCUAUACAGAAGACAUCUUUGGCUUAUAGGGUUUCUGAUGUUUAUCCUUGCCAAUGUGUUUGGGUCGAUUGUCCAGCUUACGACGUUACCCCUAAUUAUCCUUUCCCCUUUGCAGAGCAUUGGGCUCAUAUUCAAUUCUAUUUUCAGCAGUAUGCUCUUGCCGGGAGAGAGCUUCACCAGUAAGCUUAUUAUUGGUACUGCUAUUAUUUCUGUGGGAGCAUUUAUUAUUGCUUAUAACGGCAGCGCUGAUGGUGAGCUGCUAGGCGAUAUAGACACUGACGAGCGGUUCCGCUUGGUCUUACAAAAAUUUCGCCGCCCAACUUUCUUAGUAUGGUGGAUUUUCACUUUUGUUGUUAUUUUGGUUUUGAUACGAGUCAAUUAUGUCUUGUCAAGACGCAUCCAUCAGCUCUCUUUGCACAAGAAAGGUAAGCGACUUUCCAGAAACAGUAAGAAAGCUGCUAGGGAACUCACCCUCCUUAAAGGUACACUUUUUGGUGUUAUCAGCGGCACUUUAACAGCACACACUUUCCUUUUUGCCAAGUCCAUCGUGGACGUUGUGGUUGCAACGCUUUUAGAACGAGCUACACCAAAAUCUCUGGCUACCUAUGUUACGUCCGCUUUACUUCUCCUAGCUACGCUCACAAUUGUUGCAAUGCAGCUAGUUGCUUUUAACUUGGGCUUAUCACAUAUCCUGACUUCAAUAUUGUACCCAUUGUGCUUUUUGGUGUACAACUUGGUGAAUUUAUUCAACGGAGUCUUAUAUGACGAGCUCCUUCUGAAGAAUUUAAUGACUAUACCGCAGCUCUUACUAGUCGUGUUAGGCUUGAUAGGAGUUCUAUUGGGCGUCGUAAUGAUCAGUUGGGAUAGCGCGUUUGGUGUUCAUGAGCCUAUCAGCGAUGACUCGGACGUCUUACUUAACGCAAAGUUUCCCUAUCUACAAGCAAGCUCGCAUAGAGUGCUAAGUUAUGAAGAGAAUGAGUUACUUAAACUGAUUCAUUCAUCCUAA